Molecule: messenger RNA, 1439 nt
Organism: Pistacia vera
Lineage: Eukaryota; Viridiplantae; Streptophyta; Magnoliopsida; Sapindales; Anacardiaceae
Product: probable inactive heme oxygenase 2, chloroplastic
Exons: 5
Coding region: 52-978 (308 amino acids)
Biological process (GO): phytochromobilin biosynthetic process; heme oxidation
Molecular function (GO): heme oxygenase (decyclizing) activity
Source: RefSeq, a predicted model, not a curated record
UCAUGUAAAGUAACGUUAUUGCAACAGUCUCUUGUACAUCCUUCAUUUUCUAUGUCUUAUCGUCUCUCAUUUCCAUCUCAAUCAAAGUUGAGGUUGACCGUUCCAAGAAAAAACAAGAGAAACAUUUCAUCACCCCUAAUUUUGUGCUGCUCUGAACCCACUACUACUACAUCAACAACCAAUUCAACAGCUGUGAUUUCAACAUCAACUUCCACAAAUACGGCUCCACCAGUGAUUAAAAAAAGAGUAAGGUACAGAAAGCAGUACCCAGGAGAGAGCAUAGGUAUAACUGAAGAGAUGAGAUUUGUGGCCAUGAAACUCCGUAACUUAAAUGGUAAAAAGUACCCUUCUUCUUCUGUUAAUAGUGGCAGUGAUCGUGAGGAUUCCCAAGAUUCAUCAAACGACGACCUAAAACAAGAAAAAUCGAAGGAAUCUUUAGAUGAUGGAGAGAUUUGGAAACCGAGCAUGGAAGGGUUUGUUAAGUUCUUGGUCGAUAGUCAACUUGUGUUCAACACAGUGGAGCGCAUUGUGGAUGAAUCCAAUGAUGUGGCUUAUGCUUAUUUCAGAAAUACAGGAUUGGAACGAUCAGAAGGUCUUGCAAAAGAUUUGGAAUGGUUUAGGGAACAGGAUAUUGUAAUUCCAGAUGCUAGCACUUCAGGAGUUUCAUAUGCCAAGUAUUUGGAGGAACUUGCUGAGAGAAGUGCCCCAUUGUUCUUGUCCCAUUUCUACAAUAUAUACUUUUCGCAUAUAGCUGGUGGUGAAGUGAUUGCAAGACAGGUUUCUGAGAAGAUCCUGGAGGGAAGAGAGAUGGAGUUCUACAGAUGGGAGGGGGAUCCACAGGAAAUUUUGAAAGGUGUGCGUAAGAAUCUCAACAUGCUUGGAGAGCACUGGCCUCGAGAUGAGAAACAUAAAUGCUUAAAAGAAGCAGCCAAGUCUUUCAAGUUUUUGGGGCAGAUAGUUCGCUUGAUUAUUUUAUAAUGAAUACCAUUUCAAAUUGAAUAACUUUGGAAGUUUGUUAUUGCAGACAUCGUAUUCAACCUUUGGACUAGCUCAGGAGCAUCCCAUGGUGGCCUAUAUAUUGACUAGUGAAGACCAUAGAUGAACCUGUAGAAAGAACAGUGACUCUGCUCAGAGAACAAAACCAAUGUUAUCUUUUAGUGACUUCAUAUUCUCUUGUAGGGUUCUCAGCAGGAGAAGUUGGGAAUAUUUCACUCUGUUACAAAUAUAAUAUAGAAUAUAUCUCUAACCCUUGAAAAAAAAUCAGCUGAGGUUUGGUUUUAUAUUCUCUGGGGCAUAUGUGAUUUUCUGUUGGCACAACUCUUUGUGACCCUUGAGCAUCAUUAGGCCAGCACAGUGAAAUCCUUUGAUUUUACAUGUUUUAAAUUGCAUGUUUUGUCCCAUUUUCCUGUCAGUUUGAGUUUAAUACUAAUGGUGGAAGA